This is a messenger RNA of Hypanus sabinus (Atlantic stingray), 2564 nucleotides long. Its product is annotated as NACHT, LRR and PYD domains-containing protein 12-like. Gene Ontology annotation, molecular function: protein binding. The transcript is spliced from 4 exons. NCBI's taxonomy places the organism in Eukaryota, Metazoa, Chordata, Chondrichthyes, Myliobatiformes, Dasyatidae. The coding region runs from base 240 to 593 and encodes 117 amino acids. The record is from RefSeq and is a predicted model, not a curated record.
GGGGUGUCGGUCUCACAGAUUCUGGUGCCGAGGAUCUCGUCUCCACUCUCAGUACAAAACCAUCACUGACGGAUCUGAUCCUGAGUGAUAAUAAACUGGGAGAUUCAGGAGUGAAACUGGUGUCUGCGGCUCUGAGGAACCCGGAGUGUAAAAUACAGAGACUGGGGCUGAGGGGUGUCGGUCUCACAGAUUCUGGUGCCGAGGAUCUCGUCUCCGCUCUCAGUACAAACCCAUCACUGAUGGAGCUGGACCUGAGUUAUAAUGACCUGGGAGAUUCAGGAGUGAAACUGGUGUCUGUGGCUCUGAGGAACCCGGAGUGUAAAAUACAGAAACUGGGGCUGGACAGUGUCGGUCUCACAGAUUCUGGUGCCGAGGAUCUCGUCUCCGCUCUCAGUACAAACCCAUCACUGACGGAGCUGAACCUGGGAUACAACUCUCUGACAGACCGAUCUGUCCCCGGUCUCCGCCGCCUCAUACUGACCCUCCCGAGUCUGAAGCGGAUCUGGCUGGGGGGGAAUGAGUUCAGUGAGACCGGGAUGAAGGAACUGAGAUCUCUACAGGAACCCAGACCCGGACUGAUGGUGGAUCUGUGAACAUCUGAAUGUGGGGAAUCGGUUCAGUGACACCGGGAUGAAGGAACUGAGAUCUCUACAGGAACCCAGACCCGGACUGAUGGUGGAUCUGUGAACAUCUGAAUGUGGGGAAUCGGUUCAGUGAGACCGGGAUGAAGGAACUGAGAUCUCUACAGGAACCCAGACCCGGACUGAUGGUGGAUCUGUGAACAUCUGAAUGUGGGGAAUCGGUUCAGUGAGACCGGGAUGAAGGAACUGAGAUCUCUACAGGAACCCAGACCCGGACUGAUGGUGGAUCUGUGGACAUCUGGCCUUUAACCUUGAUCUUACCUGGAACCCAGACCCGGACUGAUGGUGGAUCUGUGGACAUCUGGCCUUUAACCUUGAUCUUACCUGGAACCCAGACCCGGACUGAUGGUGGAUCCUGUGAACAUCUGAAUGUGUGAACAUCCCCGCCCGCGGGAUGGGGACAUUUGGCCGACUCCCCGGCCCUCCCCUUUAACUCCCGCCCUUACCUUUAACGGCCGCGCGCCGGGGCUGAUUCCCAACGGUUUUAACGGACCCGGCUCGGGCCUCGCGCUGUGUGCGUCGCUCGCAGCGGUCCCGCAGUGACGUGUUUCCGCCUGUUGUCCGGCGGGACAGCUUCCGCCGGAAGUGCGUGUACGAGACACCGACGUGACUCCCCGGGAAAUUACCCGGACAGGAAGAGCCCGGGGUCCGGGGCUCAGUCUGGGACACCGGUGUCCCGGGGUGGGGGGGAUGAUCCCGGGAGAGAAUCCUUUUGCCCCCUUUGCUGAGGACGGUGCAUUCGGCAGCCUGGCCGAUAUAAUGAUGUUAAAUGGACAAAUCCCUCGGCAGUGACCCUGGAUCUGCAGCGAUCCCGGACACGGCCCUGAAGUGUGAUUUUAUAAUCAUCGGUUCCCCGAUGCAGAGUGACGGUGAGAAACGGGACUGAUUAUUCAAACUGUCACUCCUUGUCGCCGGUCAGUUAAUUGUGUGUGAGUGUGAGUGAGUCGGGAGCAGCUUAUUUAUUCCCGCACGUCAGCAGCUCACACAUUGUUUCAUUCACAUUUGUAAAUUUACUCACACCCGGGACCAGCCACAGAGAGAAUUGUCCUCCACACUGCCCCAUCACACACUUGCAAUGCCAAACACACAGUGAAGUUCCGUCUGCACCGUUCCAUCACUCAAUGAAUUCCACCCUGCAAAAUCUCAUUUCAGGGAAGCAGGCACCAUCAAUUUGCGGGAGACUCCCGGGAGAGGUGGGAUGUCUGCAGUAGAGUAGCUCCUUAGCGGCCAGCCAGCUAGUUUAAAUAGCGUUAGCUAUGCGAAUGAACGAAUGACACCCGUUAAACUCACCUCAACAAUGAUUUAAUCCCCCAUGGGCAAUAGAAAAGUCACUGUAGCAAACAGUGCAGCGAGCCACAUUGUCAUUAUUCCUGACCCCUAUUAGGCAGGGGUACACUUUAGUGUAGUCUGGGGUGAAGUACGUUUUGUAUUUUCUUUUUUUUUAAAUACUCUGCCAUGGAGCGCUCCCACCCUCUCCCUGCCCCUCUCAAAAAAAUCGAUUUGCGGGAGAUUGAAUAUAAUUCGCGGGCGUCAGGGAGCCGCUCACAAUAUGCGGGAGACUCCCGGAACUUCCGGGAGAGGUGGGAUGUCCGAAGCUUCACUUGAAAUGGCCGCUGGGGAGGGAGUGGCGGCUUUGGUAGAAGUGAGCACAAGAGAGGGAGGGUCGCGCUGAUUUAAAAUGGGCGAAUCCUUGGUUAAUGUGGCCGCCAGGGAUGGACUGAGACACUGACUUACAAUGGCCACUGUCACACUCAGAAUCUAUGGCAAAGGAACAUGCGGUGUCCAUGGAUACAAUCCUGGGAUCGAGUGUGUUAUUGAUUGUAAUAACAGUAUUUUAAUUUGUGUUUUAUAUUGUCUUGGGCGUUGUACAUAUGUUUUAAGUCCAAUAAUUUUGUCAUUGAAUAAACUAAUGUAUAUAUCUGA